UGUGGUGGGUUGGGGACAGCUCAUUCUUCAAUUCGCCCAAUGCCUCGUUGUCCUGUCGUCGCGUUAACGCUCGUGUUGAUGUGCCUGACGAGCGUGGCAGCCGGUGAAGGCGCCACGAAAUACGACACGGGCGCGUUGUUUUACGUCGCGGGUGGGUUUUUCAUCCUGUCCGUCGCGGCGUGCUGGUUCCACCGUCGGUGCUGGCCUGCCCCCACGCCGUCCAACUGCGACACCGACUCGAGCUCGUGCGGGAGCAAUUUCGACCUCGACGACUCGCCGACCGACACGAUGCGGGCGACGGUCAUGACGCCUAUGGAAACGAAUCUAUCCUCCAUGGAGACACCGACGCUGCCUCCCCAAUCCGUGGUUUGAGCGGCGUUGAAAUGUACACAACUUCGCGGUCCUGCCGGUUGUGGCGUCAACUCCCGUGUGGAAUGCAUCCCCAUCUCCAUGGCUGACCCUUCCACUGGUGUCGCAUCCCAAGCAAACGCCAAGACGAGGGGGGUGCAAACCCUUCCAAGUCAGCUCCAACUGAUCUCGUCCUUGGUUCCAGCAAGAAAGCGAGAGCACCCAACUCUUUUCGCGUGAUCGCAUGGUUGCUAUCUCAAUACGAGUUCUUGGCCGCACUUGGCGCAGGGGGCCUAGAGACCGCAAUAACGCCAAUGGAAUGCCGCAUCAACUGCCUAUCUUUCUAGCGUGGAUGCAAGAUGCCGCGGGUGGCACCUCCACGGCGCUGACGACACCAAGCAGCCACCCGGGCACUCAACAAC
Aphanomyces invadans is the source of this 770-nucleotide messenger RNA. RefSeq lists its product as hypothetical. The record is from RefSeq and is a predicted model, not a curated record. Bases 40 to 372 code for a protein of 110 amino acids. NCBI's taxonomy places the organism in Eukaryota, Oomycota, Saprolegniomycetes, Saprolegniales, Verrucalvaceae. The transcript has a single exon.